CUGCUCUCUACUGCAAACCAUCGAUUUGUCUUUUGUGAAUAGUCCAAGGGAUAUUGGCCAGUUACCAGAGAGAGAAAGGAAGCUGAUAACAGGCAUCUUGAUACUAGAUCACUUUGCAGGGAAGACGUACUUUAAACGAAGUAGAAUACAGAAUAGUCAGCUUUUCGGAUAUGCAAUCACACUGUCAUCAUCAGAGUCUUCAGUAGAAGUUCUGCUUAUUUCUGGGGAGCUCCGAACGUUUAUAUCUAGCAUAACCAAGAAAAUAUGAAGAAAAUGCCUUUGUUCAGUAAGUCUCACAAGAAUCCUGCUGAAAUAGUGAAAACUCUCAAGGAAAACAUGUCAUUGCUAGAAAAGCAAGAUAAAAAAACAGAGAAGGCCUCUGAAGAAGUUUCAAAAUCCCUCCAAGCUACAAAGGAGAUUUUAUGCGGUACGGGAGACAAGGAACCCCAGACUGAGACGGUUGCCCUCUUGGCCCAGGAAUUAUAUAACAGUGGUCUGUUGGUGACAUUGAUAGCUAAUCUGCAUCUCAUUGACUUUGAGGGGAAGAAGGAUGUGUCCCAGAUAUUCAACAACAUCUUGAGAAGACAGAUUGGCACUCGAAGUCCCACUGUGGAGUAUAUUAGUUCCCAUCAACAUAUCCUCUUUACGCUGCUUAAAGGGUAUGAAUCUCCCCAAGUUGCCCUGCAUUGUGGAAUCAUGCUCCGGGAAUGUGUCCGUCACGAGCCACUUGCCAAAACUGUAAUUUACUCUGAGCAGUUUGGGGACUUCUUUAAAUAUGUAGAAAUGUCAACAUUCGACAUAGCUUCCGAUGCCUUUGCUACAUUUAAGGACCUGCUGACAAGACACAAGUUGAUGGUAGCAGAAUUUCUAGAACAGAACUAUGACAGAAUAUUUGAUGACUAUGAAAAACUUUUGCACUCUGAAAAUUACGUGACAAAGAGACAGUCACUGAAGCUGCUAGGUGAAUUGAUCCUGGAUCGACACAACUUUUCCAUCAUGACAAAGUACAUAAGCAAACCAGAAAAUCUGAAGCUCAUGAUGAACCUUCUUCGAGAUAAGAGCCCCAACAUACAGUUUGAAGCAUUCCACGUGUUUAAGGUAUUUGUAGCAAAUCCAAACAAAACACAGCCAAUUGUGGACAUCCUGUUAAAAAACCAGGCCAAGUUAAUUGAGUUCCUGAGCACCUUCCAAAAGGAGAGAACGGAUGAUGAACAAUUCUCAGACGAGAAGAACUACUUGAUCAAACAAAUACGAGACUUGAAAAAACCCACACCAUGAAGAUUGCGUUCAUUUCUGCCGCUGGUGUCUACCGAAGAUCAUCUUGUAUAAGUGUUUAAAAAAAAAAAAAAAAUAAGAAAAUUGUUAUGGCAUUGUCAGUGCCUGUUUUUUUGUUUCAAAUUAGUUUAUUAGCUGCCAAGAGAGAAAAGGUUUUAUAUUAAAACAAAAAAAAUAUAAAAUAAGAUAAAACUCAAAUAUGACCAGCUCUAGAGGUUAUUAAUCAGGUCUUUGAGGGUGUGAGAUUGUAGCUGGCCAUAUACAAGCCUGGAAUAUGUUGCUGCCCUGACACUUAUUGAAAUUAGGGGUUGUCUGGUGAAAGGUGCCAGCGUGUGCUAAUGAUAAUGGUGAUUUGAUUUGUGUCAGCUUGUUAAUAUUAACAUUAACGUUUCUCUUUUACAGUUCUAGUAAUUUGAAGGUGUCUUUUUAGUACAAAAUGUGAAAGUGAUUAGAAAUCUGAUGUCUGCUCUGGUUCUUCUUUGUAGCCCUUUAAAGACUGCCUUCUAUAAACAAAUUGUGAAGCAAUAUCUAUCUGCUUUCAGCGCAAUAACACCUUUAGUAGCAAAAUGGGUUUCUGAAAUAUUGAGUGCCCACUGAUCCCAAUCUACCUGAAAGGGCAGAAGUUUUCGAAUUGCUUAAUACAUGUUCUGAUUGUUUAUUUUCUGACGGUACUUUUUUUUUUUUUUAUUACUUAUUUAAACAUUCCCUUAUUGUUUUAAUUUAAACCGUUCCUUUUUUUUUUUAUUUACACGUCCAAUAUAUUUUAUGAUUUAAGUUGGAAACCGUUGUUCUUGUAGAUACAGAAAACAAUGUCUCACAUGCAGAGAGUCCUUUUUAUUACCCACUCACGCAUAUAGCGCCUUCUCAGUCGAUGCUUCUCUGUGCUUAAGAAUGUUCAGCACAGUAAAGCACUCCUCACUUAGAAAAUCCUUUUGGUCUGAAUUCUAUUCGUCAGAGGGAUUCUAAUCAUUGUCCUCAAAUUCCAUGUUCUAAACCAUGGUAUUAGAGUAUAAUGUGAAUAGAAUUUGAACUUGUCUGUUUUGUUUAUUAACAAAUCUCAUCCCUUGAUGUGACAUUAGAAUGUCCUCCUUGCCUCAAAAGGUAUAGCGAGGUAAAUUCGAAUUGGCGUGGGUGACCUGGAAUAUUGUGGCAAGCUUUCUUGGUGUAUUACAAAUGAAGAAGCACAAUUACAAAAAAGUGGAAUAUUUAUACUCAAUGAUUGACUUUAACCGAUUGGGCAAACCAAUCAACGCCUAAUGGAAAGCAAGCUAAUUGAGGAGAAGUUAAACUUGUUUUAAUUGUAACAGGCUUAUGCUGUCAAGUUUAUUAUAAUUCCAUCAUUGUUUGUAUAAGGAAUAAAACCAUUAGCUGUGCCACCUUGUCAGCCAUUUGUCAUACGGAGAAGUGGCCAGUGUCGGAUACCUAGAUUAGUGCCUCUGUCCGCUGUCCAGCAGUGUCUGGCCACUGGUAAUGUGUCUGUCUUCAUGUCUGAUUUCCAGUCUGCAAAGCACUCGCCCUGGAGGUGGCUGCAUGCACAUUAUUGUAAGUGGUUCCAGAAGUCUUUCUGGUGUAGAGGGUUAAGGCAAAAGAAGAAACACACAAAAAAGCUAGUUAUUGUUGAUUUCUAUUUUUAUACCUUAUUAGUGUAUAAUUACAGCAGCUUUGUAAAGUAACUAUUCUUUCCAAUUUAAAUAUAUAUUGUUUAUGCCUA
This is a messenger RNA of Pelobates fuscus (common spadefoot toad), 2986 nucleotides long. RefSeq names its product calcium binding protein 39 like (gene CAB39L). The record is from RefSeq and is a predicted model, not a curated record. The coding region runs from base 265 to 1278 and encodes 337 amino acids. Gene Ontology annotation, molecular function: protein serine/threonine kinase activator activity. NCBI's taxonomy places the organism in Eukaryota, Metazoa, Chordata, Amphibia, Anura, Pelobatidae. The transcript has 9 exons. Gene Ontology annotation, biological process: intracellular signal transduction.